UUUAGAAAUUCUGACGUUGCCGCGAUAUUUAAGCCGUUUUACAAAUAUUCUAAAUAAAAACUAGCGUCUUUAUACACAUUGAAUUGUUAUUAUGAAACCUUCUGCGAUUAGAUUAGCAUUGGUUAGCAUUUAGAGGCCAAACUCUUAAAGUGACAUUUGUCCAUGCUAUGGAGUGUCAGUGCUGCUGCUCCCCUGAGGUUCGAUCUUGAGCGGCUCAAACGUGUGACUGAUUCAAACCAUGGAGCUCAAACCUGAGUGCUGCGCCUCAUCCGUGCCCAACUCUCAGUGUGAGCUUCAGCUCCACAUCUACGAGACCAUCAGUGAGGGGAACGUGAACAAGCUGGAGAGCUCAGUGCUGGUGCGCGCCGGCAGCGACCCCAGCUCCUAUCCCUCCUCCAAACGCCAGAGGUUCAUCCGCAGGAGCCUGUGGUUCACCGAUCAUGAAGAGCCCCAGGCCAGCGACUGCCAGCUGGAGUGUGAGGAGCUCCGCAUCCACCUGAGGACUCUGGCCGUCCGGUCCGGUUUACAGGAGGAACUGAGCGCGGACAGCCAGACGGCUCAGAGAGAGCUGGAGAGCAGCGGCGCAGAUCUCCGAGCGGACGGCCUGAAGACUCACAUGAAGACAGCCAGCGAGGAGAACGAGGAGGAGGCUGAAAUGAAGGCCGUGGCCACCUCUCCCAGCGGACGCUUUCUCAAGUUUGACAUCGAGAUCGGCCGCGGCUCCUUCAAGACGGUCUACAAGGGCCUGGACACGGACACCUGGGUGGAGGUGGCCUGGUGUGAACUUCAGGACCGCAAGCUGACGAAGGUGGAGAGGCAGCGCUUUAAAGAGGAGGCUGAGAUGUUGAAGGGUCUCCAGCAUCCAAACAUCGUGCGCUUCUAUGACUUCUGGGAGUCUCCGCUGAAGGGGAAGAAGUGCAUUGUGCUGGUGACCGAGCUCAUGACGUCAGGCACGCUCAAAACGUAUCUGAAGCGCUUCAAGGUGAUGAAACCCAAGGUGUUGCGCAGCUGGUGUCGUCAGAUCCUCAAAGGCCUGCACUUCCUGCACACACGCACUCCUCCCAUCAUCCACCGGGACCUGAAGUGUGACAACAUCUUCAUCACGGGGCCCACGGGCAGCGUGAAGAUCGGGGACCUGGGGCUGGCCACGCUCAAAAGAGCCUCCUUCGCCAAGAGUGUGAUCGGUACGCCGGAGUUCAUGGCUCCAGAGAUGUACGAGGAGCACUACGAUGAGUCCGUGGACGUCUAUGCAUUUGGCAUGUGCAUGCUGGAGAUGGCCACGUCUGAAUACCCAUAUUCAGAGUGCCAGAACGCCGCUCAGAUCUAUCGCAAGGUCACCAGCGGGGUGAAGCCUGCCAGUUAUAACAAAGUGAUGGAUCCUGAGGUCAAAGAGAUCAUUGGCGAGUGUAUUUGUCAGAAAAAAGAGGAUCGUUACUCCAUCAAGGACCUGCUGAAUCACGCCUUCUUCGCGGAGGACACCGGCGUGAGGGUGGAGCUGGCGGAGGAGGACGACGGCUUGAAGACGUGCAUCGCGCUCAAGCUGUGGGUGGAGGACCCCCGCCGGCUGAAGGGCAAGUACAGGGACGCAGGAGCCAUCGAGUUCAGCUUCGACCUGGAGAAGGAGGUCCCUGAGGCCGUGGCACAGGAGAUGGUUGAGUCUGGUUUCUUCCAUGAGAGCGAUGCAAAGAUAGUGGGCAAGUCUCUCCGUGACCGAGUGGCUCUGAUCAAGUGGCGCAGGGAGAGGACGGUGCCGAGGGCCUCGCAGGGCGUGCCGGGUGACACGGGGCCCAUCCUCUGUGAGCCGCCCGUUCUGCCGGAGCCUGAAGAGCCAGAGGUGGAUCAGCAUGUUCUGGUGUGUCCGCUCGGUGCCAGGACCACAUCCACCACCUCUGACAGUGGCAUCGGUUCAACCGUGUACGCGGACUCCUACAGCAGCGGUCUGCACAGUGUCAUAUACCAGUCUUUACAGGAGUCUGUCUUCACAGCAGCCCAGGAGGGUGCACAUCAUGAAAGCUCUUCUGUAAAUGAGUUAAUCCGUGUCCUGCUCCGACCCACAAGUCCUGCCUCCUUUCAAAUACCACGAGACCAAUCAAAGAUGACACAAGAUGGAUUGGGAAGUUCUCACUCUGGAAAUCUGCUGCGCGCUCCUUCGCUUGUAACGACUCGCCGCUAUAGCGACACAUCAGUGGGGCCGUCCUCUGAGACAAAGGGGGAGGGGUCUGUCUCCAUGGCAAGGCAGGGGCGUCGGCUUUCUUUAAACCCCGCCCCUCACCAGCCACCGUCCCCGUGUCAGGCCUGCUUAUCCUUAUUUCUGCUUGGGACAUGUGCAGAUAGAAGACAUUCGCCCUAUUCUUUAUUUCCUCUUCCUCACGUCCCUGAUGUCCGCAGAGGCUCCUUCAGUGAGACCUCUGACCUCUCCCAGCUUAACAAAUCUCUGGAGAGCAUCACGGGCCACAGACAUCAGCCCGAGGGAGGGCAGUACCGGCCUGUCCGCAGCUACAGCGAUGAGGGGCACACCCUGGAGCCGCCUCACGAAGCACUGACCUCCCGUCGCAGAGCCAGUUACUGUGCUGGCGAGCGCUCUCUGGCUGAAGCGUCUUCUGUUCUGAGAGUCCACAGCCAGGUCGCAGCUGCUGCAGCUCAACACAUGCAGCCGUUCCCUUCUGUCUCCUCAGAGACCCCCGGACAGAAUCUGUCUGCUCCCCUGCCGCUGGUGCUUCUGCAGGGUGUCUCGACCGCACCGCAAACCAUGAAUCCACAGCAGCUGGCACCUACAGGUCAGACUGCAGAGGUGAACACACAGGCCUACGUGCUCCAAACUGCAGCAUCACAUCAGCCAGUCUCUGUGCCGCAGAGUGGCGCGGGUCCGAGUUACCAUCCUGCCGGGGCAGAGCUAGCAAAUGCACAGACAUUUCCACCCAUGCAGCUCACUGCAGUCGUAGCUGCACACAGUCUCCAAUCUAAAACAGAAGCAGCGCUGCCUGCAGAUCAGAGCUUUCAGAGCGGAGCCUUCAGCAUGCAGCAUAUCCUGCCAGCAUCUGCACAGACUCGACAGACACCUGUGUUACAACAUCUGCAGCAGCUCACUGCGACUGCCACAACAGAUGGGCAACUCCGAGACAUCUCAAACAUGCAGCAAACUGCCCCUGUGCAGCUGAGCCAGACAGGACCUGCACCACCUGUCCCACAGUUUCCUUCCAUUAACUCAGCUCUUGCUCUUCCUGGAUGUGAGCCGUACCCCGCCUGCCUUCCCUCUGUGCAGUCCUCCCUCAGUCUGCCUGUCCCGACACAGCCCGACAUCUCACCAGUGGCAUGCUCACAGAUGGAGAUCUCUGCACUAACCCAGUACCCCCACCUGUCCUCCAGCUCUCCUAUACCCACACAAUGUCCUGCUCCACCCUGUGCUGCUCCAGUGUUCACGCCUCCAGUUCCCACAAUUCACCAGUACCAGCAGCCCGCCAUAAACUCUAUGGCCGCUCUCUCCCAACAUUCCCACAGUCAGGCCACGCCCACAGUGCACCAAAGUCUCCACCCCUCUCCAAACCCCGCCUCUAUGUGUGUCGGACUCCCUCCCACUACACAAGCUCCGCCCACCCAGGGAGUCUUGACCAGCCAUUCUCAGACGGUCCACGUGGACCAGAACUCGUCCAGUAGCUCCGAUCACGUCAUUGUUUCUCAGAUGAUGACACAUCUGACUCCAGCUCCUGUCCUGAGCUCCAGUGUCCCGCAGUCAGGAGCUGGCCCCAGCCUGAGCAGUGUGACCCCAGCGCUGCAGCACAGCACCAGCGGAUGUGGAGCAGCUCCCACUGAAGUCUGCUCCGAGGCUCAUGUUCCUGAUAAACACACAGCAGCAGUUGGGUCCACGUAUGACAGUAUAAACUCCGAUGCCACAUCCGGUAAAGAGAUGAGCGAUGGGAACGAGGGCUCCGGCAGAGCUCGCAGUGAGUCACGAGUGAGAAAACCCAACCGCAAAACAUCCCGCACGCGCUCCCGACAAGACAAGAUCAACAGACCCAAACUCACCAUGAUCAAAGUGUGCGACACCGGAGACAAGAUGGUGGAGUGUCAGCUGGAGACUCAUAACCAUAAGAUGGUGACGUUUAAGUUUGACCUGGAUGGAGAUGCUCCAGAGGAGAUUGCCACAUAUAUGGUUGAGAAUGAGUUUAUUCUGUUGCUGGAGAGGGAGAUGUUCAUCGAGCAGCUGAAGGAGAUCAUGGAUAAAGCGGAGGACAUUCUGAACGAGGACGCUGAGGGUGAGAAGGCCUCCGUCCAGACCUCACUGCUCCGUCAGACGCCGGUCACAGCAGACUCUGGCCCGCAGGGGUCAAAACCGGAGCACACACAGUCUGACCAGCUCAUCUAUAAACAGAACGUGCUUCACACCGGAAAGCGCUGGUUCAUCAUCUGUCCUGUUGCGGAGAUGGUCGCGCCUGAUGGAGAAGAGGCCACCGCGAACCCAGAGAGCUCCUCUACAUCUCAAACGCAGGAUGUGAACACAGCCAGACCAAAACCUCUGCAGAAACGACCAUCGAUGUCACAGGCGUCCCUCUCUGAGGUUGCUCUGUCGGUCGAGGGCCCUCAGACUGCCUGCUCGGCUGUGGUUCCUGAUAUCUCAUGCUGCCCCAUUGUGCCUCCAGUUUCACUGGACGUCUCUGCUCAGGAAGUGGCAGAGGUCCCUCAGCAGCAAGUCACUUACAGCACCAGCCCCGGUGUGGAGCCGCCCAUCAGCCCUACCCAGACCCCACCCGUGGUGCUGCUUCAGCCCUUUGCCACGCCCACUCCACAGGCUUCGGUCAGCGGCAGCCAACCACAGCCUCAGAGCCCCACCCGUCAGCCCCAGAGCCCCACCCAUCAGCCCCAGAGCCCCACCCAUCAGCCUCAGAGCUCCACCCAUCAGCCCCAGAGCCCCACCCAUCAGCCCCAGAAUGCCCCAUCCCUGCAGCCAGGCGAAUCGGAUGGGGAAGGGCCGCCCAGGCUGGAGUUUGCAGACAGAACGAUAAAGACUCUGGAUGAGAAACUGAGAAAUCUUUUGUACCAAGAGUACCACCCUUCGCAAACCACGAGCUCCGCCUCUGAGCCACCUGGAUCACCGCCGCUGUCCGACAGCCAGGGCAGUGAUGGUGCCGUGAGGAAAGCAGAAAAACUGCCGCAGAUUCCAGAGAGAUCUGACAGUCUAGGGACCUUGAGUGAUUCUGCUGUCGCCCCCUUCAAAAGACAUCUGACCAGAAAAGACUCUGGGGCCACUUCUGCCACACACACAUCCAAGAGCCACUGCCAGAUUGAGCCGACAGAUUCAGAUGUUUCUUCUCAUGAUGGAGGAGAUCAUGUGAUUGAUCUUGAAUCUGCAGCUCUUCCUGUAAUCGAGGACAGACACAGAUCCACAUCAAAGUCACAAAACAACCGUUACUCAGCACCUCUUGACUUAUAUCAGGACACAACUACUUCGUUUCCAGAGGCCAGACCCACACUGCCUUGCGCUCAGAGCUCGCUGUCAGCGGACGGGAUGGUGCAGUGCUUGUCCUCAGACACCGGAGAGGAGGAUCAGAGCGAGACUCCGUCCACUAAGCCCUCGUCUCUGGUUCCUGCCCCGUCCGAGUCAGGCGGCAGGGACUUCAUGAAGCGGGCAGUGGCGUUCCUCCGGCGCUCGGGCCACAGCAGCAGUGUCCAAAGCUCCGACUCACCCCCUUGCCCUCUGGUGAAUGGACACGCCCACUCUGUUAGUGGCCACGCCCACUCCGCUUACAUCAGCAGUGAUAACGACUCUGAGUUUGAGGACGCUGAUAUGAAACGAGAACUACAGAAGCUGAGAGAAAAGCACAUGAAGGAGAUCUCCGAGCUUCAGGCUCAUCAGAGAGGAGAGAUCGAGCAGUUGUACUCUCGGUUGGGUCAGCCGGUUCCUCCCAGCAUGGGCUUCUUGCAUGCGGUGCCACCUUCAGGCCGCCGUCGCAGAGCCUCCAAACACAAGCUGAAAGGAAGCCGACUGCUCAAUCCCAUGGUGCAACAUCUUAGGAACAACCGAAGCAACAGCUCUACGGAGACGUGCUCCAGUGUGUCAGGGUCUCCGGUCAAGAGCUCGCUUCUGGGUAACAGCUCAGUGGCAUCCAGCACAGCCACGCUGAGCCCCGUGUCAGAACCACUGGAGCUGGUCCAGACUCAGCAGCCCUGCUCGCUCAAGGGCUCUCUGUCCUCUGACAACAUCUACAGGCCCACCACACACACACCACCUCGACAAGGCUGGACCGUUUACCACCAAACAUCUGAGCGAAUCACCUAUAAAUCUAGUAGCAAACCACGCACUAGAUUCCUCAGUGGACCCGUGUCUAUGUCCAUCUGGUCCACUCUGAAACGGCUAUGUCUAGGGAAAGAGCACAGCAGUAGUUCUCCUAGUACUGGUACUGCCCAUGUGACUUCAGCAUCCAAUCAGAACCUGCCUCCCACAGCCAUACCUGCUGCAUCCUCUCGGCCGAUCACUGUGCUUGUUCAGGCUCAAGCAAACAACAGCAACAACAAAAGCGGUACCUUCACCGAUGACCUACACAAGCUGGUUGAUGAUUGGGCAAAAGAAACUCUUGCCUCCGGCUCUCAGCUCCGCCCCUCUGUGUGUCAGAGUAGACCGCAGAGAUUUUAUCAGUCCUUCCAGACCAACCCCACUCCAAUGGCCAGAAUCCCCAAUCAGAUAAGGGGCUCAAUCCCUCAGGCAGCUGUGAAGUUCCAUCUCCCACUGUCCUGUCCUCUGUCAGCAGCUCUAGGUCCCAUCAUGCCUCAUGGUAUCACCAGCACCCCAUCACCCAUCCUCCAGCGGGCCGGGUACUUGAUACCAACCGCCCCCUUUGCUGGGAUGAUGCCAGCCCCCGUGUAUCCAAACCAGUGGUCCGGUUUGCCCAGUCCAGUGGGCAUGUUUGCUACGGCUGGUAUGGUCCCAUAUCCGGCCAUGGCCAGCCCAGCACUGCACACUUUUCCUCUGGUGGUGAAAAGCCCAGACACCCCGAUGUGCCCCAGCAAAACCAGGACUGCAUAAGAGAGCCACCCUGCACUCCAAACACCACAACAGACACUUGCAGAAGGAUAAUCAUGCAAGCUAAACACAGCUGAUUACAGACAUGAAGGGAGCAUUUUCUCCUGUACGAAUGAAUCGCCCACUAGUUUGCAGAGAAGUGGGAGUUUCUGCAAUACUCUAGAAUAUGUUUUUAACUCUGCUUCUGGGCCAAACCACAAUCUGUGAAAUGUCUGUGUGCUUUAGGUUGCUUUUAGAUUAUGGACACAUCUGUGCAAAGCAUUUGAGCCUGUACAUAUGAGAAGUGUGU
Messenger RNA from Carassius carassius (crucian carp), 7304 nucleotides. Its product is annotated as serine/threonine-protein kinase WNK2-like. The coding region runs from base 239 to 7018 and encodes 2259 amino acids. Gene Ontology annotation, molecular function: potassium channel inhibitor activity; chloride channel inhibitor activity; protein serine/threonine kinase activity. Gene Ontology annotation, biological process: negative regulation of sodium ion transport; intracellular signal transduction; protein phosphorylation. Lineage: Eukaryota; Metazoa; Chordata; Actinopteri; Cypriniformes; Cyprinidae. Gene Ontology annotation, cellular component: cytoplasm; cytosol. The record is from RefSeq and is a predicted model, not a curated record. The transcript has 31 exons.